Thermothielavioides terrestris NRRL 8126 is the source of this 3605-nucleotide messenger RNA. RefSeq lists its product as uncharacterized. Gene Ontology annotation, molecular function: RNA polymerase I transcription regulatory region sequence-specific DNA binding; RNA polymerase I general transcription initiation factor binding. Lineage: Eukaryota; Fungi; Ascomycota; Sordariomycetes; Sordariales; Chaetomiaceae. Gene Ontology annotation, biological process: nucleolar large rRNA transcription by RNA polymerase I. The record is from RefSeq and is a predicted model, not a curated record. The transcript has 3 exons. Bases 99 to 3302 code for a protein of 1067 amino acids. Gene Ontology annotation, cellular component: RNA polymerase I core factor complex.
UUGAGAAGGGCUGAAAGAACUGCUCCCCACGUCUCUCAAACUCGAUAUAAUGAUCCCGAGGUCAUUAUUCAUUGGUUCUUCUGUCACGAUAAGUCCAAAUGGAUGACCAGAAGCAUGCCGUCCAGGCGCCCGGCCGGCUCAAGACUCGCCGGGUGGCCGCGGACGGCAUUGUUGGACGCUUGACCUAUACCCCAGCCCUGGGCGAUGAAGUUAUCGGGCAGAUGCGGAGGAACCGGGUCAAGGAUGAUGCGCCCCGGUUCAAGCAAGUAAUGCCCUUCACACGAUGGUGUCCGCCCGCCAAAGGCGCCACCUCCCAGUCCAGCGAGCUGCGUCCUUCCCAGGCAGCGAGGUCCCAAAAGAAUUUUCUCCUGGAGUACCUCCCGGAGGCUUCCAUCCCUGAUCACGAAACCGAGAGUCUACUCCUGGAGGAACUCGCCGCGUCACAUGCCAACCUCAGAUCAGAACCCUCCAGCCCGGCACCGCUGUUCUCCGUUGGGGAGGCAGCCGACAUGAGAGAGAGCGACACGGCCAAGGCCCACCCUGUGUUAGCCCUUGCUUCCGGCAUCUCGGGCAAUGUCCUGCGGCUGAUAGGUCUUGCCCGCGAGGAAUGCGUGUGGGCCGAGGCUGACAUCCGCGUCCGCCUCCAUGUCGCGAACCCUCAGCUCGAGGGCGAGUGGUGCCAAGACGCAGUACCUAUCUCACUUGUCAGGUUUGCGGUCGACUCCCAAAGGUACGACCCGAUCCGAUGGCUCCUGGUACAGAAUGGUGUCUCGACCACCGUUUAUGAGCCUGAGCUGCGGAGUAUACCCAUGCCUUCGGUGGGGACCUCAGCCCGGCUCUCAGGGCGGUCUGUCGCCAGCCAAAUCUUCGCCAACCCCUUGGCCUCGAUACCCUGCCACCGCACGGGAGGGAGCUUGCAAACGGACGUUGCCUUCGCCCGAUGUCGCGAAACAAAUAUGCCUCAACUGGCCAUCAUUGACCAGGCCGGUUAUUGGAGUCUCUGGGAUAUUACAGGUCGGCGGAAUACACGACCAAAGAACUUGACGCCGGUCAUGAGGAUGUGCGGGAACGCGGUUUCGGGAUUCAUUCCAAAGUUACCUUCCAUCUCGACGGCCGACCCUCUCCUACACACAAUCUUAUGGUUGUCACUGGAGCAAAAGGCUUCGAAACUACCCAGCCGCUCAGUGAGCCGUACGACGUACCCUUCCAAGCGCACUCGCGAAUCCGUUGAGCCUGAACAGCAACCAUCACGCGGCGCACUGCUCCUGUGCAACCCAUUAGCCCUGCAUCUGUUUGAUCUUGCUGGCCGGAAGCUGCACUCGGUUUCUCAUCUGGUGCUUUCGAGGGAUAGCCAUCGGAUCUUAGGUGCCUCGCCCUCGCGGCUGGACCCUGCUCAUGCGUUCAUCUUGACCGACACAAACGUAUUAUGGGUAGCUGUCAACGAGAGCGAAGACGAAACGCUAACCCUUGACAUUCUCGCCUCGUGUCCACACCAGAAGGACGCAAACGAUCCCACGCUCCGGCUGGAUGUCUCGCCGGCCGCAUACAUCAACGAUCUCUUGGCUUGCUUCGUCUGCGUGCGGUCCACCAGGGACACCGAGAUGGCAGUGUUCUGGUUCUUCAAACCGGCCCCAGGUACACCUGCCAGGUAUCAUCGCGACUUCGUCUCGCUGAAAGACGUACCCAAUUUCAUCGGAUUGAGCUUCAUCCCCGCCGGCCGCCGCGUUGGAAAAGAGCCGACCUCAGCCGCGGGUCGCACAAUGAGGAAGGCUCAGCUGAGGUUCUUUCAACUGCUAACGCUUGGCCAGGACUUGGAUGUCCACUGCGCGUUGUGUGCCUGGUCUGACGGGCCCAAUGCAUCUGUUCCUCCUCCUGACGCGAGCGAGCCGCUCGAGGAGAGCAGCAAUCGCCGGCUCAAGCUGCUGCAAAAUCUGACCGACGCGUUUGCGGUGCCGGACGAGUUCGAUGAGCGUGCGGUCUUUCGAAGAAAGGAGCUUGCGUCGACGUCUCUGGAGAGUUUGGGUGGCGGGAUCCAGCAGCGUAUUGAUUUUGGAUUGGUUGCCCAGCGCCUGUCUGGCUCAGCAGAGCCGGGCGCAGGAGAUGAGGCCGGUCGGAUGUCUCCUGUAGACCACGUUGACUUCGACUUCAUCGCCAAAGCGGUUGAACGGGAGAAGGAAGACGGCUACAUGCCGAGGCAUUCAUUGCUCGAUUUGGCAGCGCCUUACCGGACAGAGCACCACCUUCUUCGACUGGCCCGCGAAUGGGAUGCCCAGCAGGAGAUGCUGCAUCGCCGCGCUAGCGAUUGGCUUUUCGUGCCUGAAGCCCGCCGUCCUCUUGCUGACUUCGGCCCUGACGACCUGGUCGAGCGCCUGAGAGAUAUUUUUCCGAAUCCUCAGUCGGCCCGCGACACGCGUUCACUUGAGAAACGGGAACAAGUACUGCAGAUCAUGGCUGCGGAGAUGUUCCUCAGCAACGUUGGUGUGUCCGCGGUGCCACAGGCUUGGGCCUCCAUGAAUGAACCUCCCUCGAGCUCCCUCCCGUUCCCCAGCUCGCCGACGCUCAUGCCAUCAUCCCAGCUGUCGCUACCCCGCUCCAGCAAAGACAAGGGGAAAAGAAAAAUUAAGGAAGAAGAUCCGGCGGAGCCGGAGGAGCGAGGAGACGCAGUGGCCCUCCGCCUUCGAAAGUACGCCACGCUCAACCCGUCUCCAACCAUUCACGGCGAACCUGCCCUUGCCCUCUCCCGCUGGGACCUGGGCGCCGAUCCAGACGACAUCACCUGGAAGCCCGGCCAGGACCUCGAAGCCGAAGACGCCCUCAACCGACGACGGCGAAAGCUCGAGGCGCGACGAAGAAAAGCCGAGCGGCUGUCGCAGCGCAUCCUGGGAGAGGACUCGCUGCUCAUGGAGCAGUCGUCCCAGUCGCUGGGCGGCUUGUCUUCGCAACCGCUUCCGACGAUCCUGCCGACGAGCAGCAGCCAGCGGCAGAGCCAGAGCCAGAGCCAGCCGCAGCAGGCGGGAUCGCCGUGGGCCUUCUCGUCGCAGCAGGCGAUGGGCGUCGGAACGCCGGGGGUGCGGCCUGGCUCGCCGUUGCGGCGCGAGUAUCGGAGGGAUUCGGGGAUGGGGGUGUUUUCGUCUCAAUUGUCUCAGCAGCAGCAGCAGCAGUCUCAGGGCACGCCGUCACAGCCCGUGUCGCAGGUGUUGCCGGGCUUGUUCGGUGGGCGGCCGUCGUUCUCGCCGUUUAAGAGGAGCCCGCUGAAGAAGGGAAAGAGGAAGAGCGAGUUGAGGAUGAGCGGGUUUCGGUGAGGUUCUGGUGAGAGGGGAUUCAUGUUGCGUGGACUAUUUAAGCCGGCCGAGAUAUGGGCCGUCGUAUGCAGCAUAUCGUUGGGAUGUAUCAAGAAGACAUGCAAUUGGGCAACAUGCCUGUCGGUUGACAUCUAGUUUGCAUUUAAUGUAACCAUUCGAAGUUGAGAAUCGGGCAGUAGAGGCGCAUAUUGAUGUGAGGCUCGCUUUGUCUCUGGCUCUGUCGGUUCCCCCAUACCAGUAAUUGUUAGUGCUCUAAGUCACUCAGGGCAGCAAAACACCGCGACUAUCCGCUUGUAAAUCGCA